Molecule: messenger RNA, 1137 nt
Organism: Fusarium pseudograminearum CS3096
Lineage: Eukaryota; Fungi; Ascomycota; Sordariomycetes; Hypocreales; Nectriaceae
Exons: 2
Coding region: 1-1137 (378 amino acids)
Biological process (GO): mRNA splicing, via spliceosome
Cellular component (GO): U2 snRNP; U2-type spliceosomal complex
Molecular function (GO): RNA binding
Source: RefSeq, a predicted model, not a curated record
AUGGACCUGCCGUUCCCUAUAGACCCUCGCGAGUUCGACAGCGAUGAUCGUAUAUCGUUUUCCAAGCUCGACAAGAAGUUCAUCGCGGUUCAUGACGAUGGCAACGAGUACGAAUUCGACGCCGAUUCUAAGCGAUGGAUUCUUGCAGAUGAAGAGCCAUUGGAACCGCCAGUAACUGAUGCGUAUGAUGAUUUCGCUGAGUUUGCAUCAAACGAAGCUGCAGAGGACGGGUCAAGGAAGCGCAAAAAUGGGUCGGGUCAGGAUUCUGAGACUCCCGAACCAUCCAAACCAUCACGGCCAAACAAGAAGCAAAAAGCACCUCCGCAACCCAAACAAAACACAGCUGUGUAUGUCACCGGUUUACCUCCCGAUACAACUGUCGAGGAAGUACACGAUCUCUUCUCACGAAAGGGCGGUGUUAUUGCGGAGGAAAUUGAUAGCGGUGCGCCGCGAAUCAAGCUUUACAAUGAUGCUGACGGCAACUUCAAGGGCGAUGCUCUGAUUGUCUUCUUCAAGCCCCAAAGCGUCGAGAUGGCCAUCAUGCUUCUUGACGAUACAGAUUUCAGAUUUACUGCGAGCGGCACGCACGAGGGUCGAAUAAAAGUACAAGCUGCCGAUUCGAGCUACAAAAAGGUCAAAUACGACCAAGAACCUGGCGCUGGUGCUGGUGGAGAGAAGAGUAACGGCGCAGCUGAGCGCAAGCCACAGAACAACCGCGACAGGCAAAAGAUUAUUAAGAAAACCCAGAAGCUGGAUGCAAAGCUGGCUGACUGGGAUGAUGAUCUGCCGUACCCGGGACAGCCGGAGGCAGCAACCAAGUGGGACAAGCUUGUGAUUCUUCGGCACAUGUUUACGCUGGAAGAGCUCGAGGAGGACCCUGCUGCUCUGUUGGAGAUCAAGGAAGAUAUCCGAGAAGAAUGCGCCAAGCUGGGAACAGUGACCAACGUUGUGCUGUUUGAUCAAGAGCCUGAAGGCAUUGUCUCGGUCAAGUUCAAAGACACAGUAUCGGCCCACGCAUGCAUCAAUCUUAUGCACGGGAGAAGAUUUGAUGGUCGAACGGUGGAGGCUUUCCUGGCAACAGGAAAGGAAAAGUUCAACAAAUCAAAGGAUGAGGAGAACCAUGAGGACUCGGAUUAG